This is a messenger RNA of Oryctolagus cuniculus (rabbit), 4306 nucleotides long. NCBI's taxonomy places the organism in Eukaryota, Metazoa, Chordata, Mammalia, Lagomorpha, Leporidae. The record is from RefSeq and is a predicted model, not a curated record.
CUCCUUUUAAGAGAGAGAGAGAGAGAGAUGUUUCAACCACUGGUUCACUCCCCAGAUGGCCACAACAACAGCCCAGAGCUGGGCCAGGCUGAAGCAGGCGCCUGGGGCUUCCUCCGGGUCUCCCACGAGGGUGCAGGGGCCCACGCACUUGGGCCGUCUUCCACUGCCUUCCCGGGCGCAUUAGCAGGAAGCUGGACUGGAAGUGGAGCCGCUGGGACUUGAACCAGCGCUCUGGCAUGGAUGCUUGUGUUUAAGGGGUGGCUUAGCCUGCUGAGCCACAAGGCCUGCUCCAACUUUCCACAGACAGGAAGCAGCUGAGAAAGCUACCGGCAAAGGAUGGGUGACUCAGCAGAGCCGAGAGCCCGGGGAGUGGGGCUGGGCGCAGGGAGGCUGAGCUCCGCUCGCCGCACGGCAGGAAUCGGCAGCAUCUGGAGCCGCGACUGCGCGUGGGGCUGUGGCCGCUGUGGCUCCCACUGCUGUGCCACGGGCACCACGUCCACCACACGAUCCUGGCGCCACAGGACGGAGCCCUCGGGGGUCCUGGCCAGGCCUCGUGGGGCACUGCGGCUGGUUCCUGAGGCUGCCCCGGCGGGGCCCCUCACCCCUCUUGCUUUCUCCUUCGCUGCCCCCUUUCCCCACAGCCGGGCCAGCUGCCCCCAAGUCCCCACCGCUGCCCUGGGAACGCCUUUGCUUUCUCCCAUUUGAGUCCUCGGUCGGUCCUGGGUCCGCUCCCUCGCUCUCCGCUUGUGGCUUGUCCUGGUGGACGCCCCUAAGGGGACGCCUCAGGUUAGGAGGAGGCCGGGAGGUUGGGGUCUGGGCGUCCCUCCCUCCCAGGACCGUCAGUCCCUGGCAUCCCUCAGUGCGGGGUGCAGGGGCGGCGCAGGCGUCUGGCGAGACCUAUCUACCGGGACUGCGGUGGCGACUGCUCCUCGCGGCCAGGGCCCCUCCCCCCGUUGUUACCAAACAGUCCUGUGGCCCCGUGGGAGGCCACGUGACCAGCCCGAGCGAAUCAGGGCAGGGAGGAGCCCCGGUCCUCCUAGUGGGAACUCCUCCAGGAAGAGCAGCCGGCGCCCGCGUGCCUGGCACACGGAGUCACCACCACCAAGGCAGGCUGCAGCCUGCCACCUGCCCUUGAAGGAAACGCACAGGGACUCAGGAGGCCAAGGCAUCCAGAGCCUGUGGGCGCCCCAGGAUGCUGAACAGGAUGGUGGGCGGCCAGGACGCCCUGGCGGGCGAGUGGCCCUGGCAGGUCAGCAUCCAGCGCAACGGGAGCCACUUCUGCGGCGGCAGCCUCAUCUCAGAGCAGUGGGUCCUGACGGCCGCGCACUGCUUCCCCGACACCUCGGACACAUCCCUCUACUGGGUGCUGCUGGGUGCACGGCAGCUAGUGCGGCCGGGGCCCCAUGCCCAGUACGCCCGGGUGCGGCGGGUGGAGAGCAACCCCCUGUACCAGGGCAUGGCCUCCAGUGCCGACCUGGCCCUCGUGGAGCUGGCGGAGCCCGUGACCUUCACCAACUACAUCCUCCCCGUGUGUGUGCCCGACUCCUCGGUGGUCUUUGAGACGGGGACGAACUGCUGGGUCACCGGCUGGGGCAGCCCCAGUGAGCAAGACCGCCUGCCCAACCCCCGGGUCCUGCAGAAGCUUGCGGUGCCCAUCAUCGACACCCCCAAGUGCAACCUGCUGUACAGCAAGGACGCCGAGGCUGGCUUCCAGCCCAAGACCAUCGAGGCCGACAUGCUUUGUGCCGGCUUUGCCGAGGGGAAGAAGGACGCCUGCAAGGGCGACUCAGGAGGCCCCCUGGUGUGCCUCGUGGGCCAGUCGUGGCUGCAGGCCGGGGUUAUCAGCUGGGGCGAGGGCUGCGCCCGCCGGAACCGCCCAGGCGUCUACGUGCGGGUCACUUCCCACCACGCCUGGAUCCGUCGGAUCAUUCCGGAUCUGCAGUUCCAGCCGGCGAGGUCGGGCGGCCAGAAGGGAGACCGCCGGGGCCAGCAGCCUGCGGGCCGGAACGUCGCGCCCUGCCUGGCGGCCCACGCAGUCCUGCUGGGCCUCACGGCACUGCUGGCCGCCCUCUGAGCCGCCCAGGCUGGGGCCAGGCCCAUGGUGUAUGUUUGUACAUAGCUCCUGCCCUCCCCUCUCCCAGACCGUUCUUUUUAUUUAUGUCCACCUCCAGUAUAAAGCCCAGCUCAGGAUCAGCGGCCGGCUGCGACCCUUGGGAGAUCUGGGGGGUGGCGGCUGAGGCUCAGGGUGGGGGAAGGCGCCAUGGCGGGGGCAGGGAACUGUGGAGGCACAUCCAGGCCAGGCCAUCACCACCCCAGAUCCCUGCUGCCACCCCAUGCUGGCAUGGCCACAGACAAGCCCCACACAGGAGGCAGCAGGGCUGUGCAUGGCCGUGGGUCAGGGGCACGGCCUCCUCUGCAGGUCCCCCCACUCGCCCCAGACUCCUCUACAAAGCACAGGAACCACCCUGCACACAGUCCGUGCUGUGCUGGGGCCUCAGCCCCAGCCAGGAGCAGCACCCCAGGGAGUCCACAGCAGCGUGGGGGUCUGGGCAUGCAGGCACUGGUAUCACCCAUGCCCACGUGUGAGCAUGCACAGGCCAGGGAGAUGCAGGCACCUGCUGGGACCGCUGGGGACAGCAAGGAGGGGACACUGGGUCCUCUCCACUCCCUGCCCCUGGUGCUCUCUGCCUUUUCAGGACCAGCCCUAUCCCAGGGACCUUCCCCAGGCCAGGUCGUGGGUCCUGAGGGCUGUCCCAGGAAAAGCUCCAGGCCACCCUGACAGGCACUGGACAGCCCUGUGCCUUCCGAAGGCUGGCCUGUCACCCGUGUGGUGGGAAGCCAGGACGAAGCUGCUCCUGGAGACCGCAGGGACUGGGCCUUGCUCUUGGUGGGAGGCCUUUCUACAGGGCACAGGUCUGCUGAGGGUCCACUGGGGUCACCAGGGAAGGGGGUGCCCAGGUACACACAGGGCUCAUCCAGCACGGGAGGCCUCCCCGGCAGUGACACUGGCUGCUGUCACAGCGCAGGGCCGCAGGGCACAUGGCCCCACCCCAGCCCCAGGACAGACACUGAACAAGCAGACAAGAGGAGCGUUCCCCCCAGACAAGCAUGUAAAGGGAGACCGGCUUGUCCCGAGCAGCUGUCAGUUCACGCGGAGCUCAGUGUGGGGAGGGUGAAGACGGCCAAGGUGGCCAGGCUCCCUCUCCCGCCCCGGCCGAGGACGCAGCUCAGAGCCAUCUGCCAGGGGGACGGGGCAAGGUCUCAGGACCGAAUGGCCCUUACCUGAUGCCAUGGCACGCCCCAGGUGCUCAAAGGUGAGACAGGUGGGAGGUGUGAGAAGAGGAGCCCCCAAACCCAGGGACCCCCCACUGCCCUGUGCGGUGGUGAGCCAGCACUGCCGUCUGUGGUUUCUUUCUGCCCAGAGGUGCUGGGUGGCCUGUUCCCAUCAUGGAUGCCCACCCAUGUGCUGACAGCCAGCGCCUUGGCACCCUGGAAACAGAGGGGCACUGGGCACCAGUCAGCCCCUGCCCCCACCUCUGUGAGCCCCUGCUGGUGGGAAGGGGAGAGAGGCUCCUGUGGCCCCCUGGGAGGUUCCAGCCAUGGGUUCUGCACAAAGCCCAGCAGCUGGGGGCCCACGUGGGGAACCUGCUCUGCUCGAGCCCUGUCUGGGAGCCAAGAGCCGCUCUGACGCCGCACCCGGCCCCUCCCCAGACACCGCAGAGCACAGGUCUGCUGGAGCUCACGGGCAGGCAGGGCUCCUUGUGGGCCUCAGCCUCAGGGUCUGGACUGGACGCUGACUCCCUCCCGAUCUUUGCAGACAGAAGGGCUACGGGCUUGGCCAGGGGCACCACAUGGAGGCCUCUGCGUGCCUGCAACUCUGCUUGGCCAAGGAACCCGAGACGCAUCUAAGCCCCUGGCUGGCACUAGGCAGCUGAAGACCCUGUUCCUUUGGAGCAGAACAGAAUCUGGGGUCCCCCCUCCGUGCCCCAGGCUGAGCACGGUCCCUGCACGGGCAGCUCCCACUGGCUCUGAGCCCACACCAGGGCCCUGGGGCCACACCUGGAAGCCGCGGGGACAAGGCAGGGAGCCAGGGGCUGGGCUUCCACAGAGCAGCAGCCGGGGGGGCCCGAGCCGGGGCACUGCCCUGAGUUCAAGGCAGGCGCUUCGGGCCAAGGCAGAGGCCUGAGAGGCAGACAGUGACUCUUUAUGAGGUCUCCUGCCUCCAGGAGAGGGAGUGUGAUGGCAGCAGGAGGCUGGCAGGUGUCCAUGGGGACUGCCCAGAGCGGCAGGGGGCAUGGGAGCUCUA